Cottoperca gobio is the source of this 7628-nucleotide messenger RNA. Its product is annotated as receptor-type tyrosine-protein phosphatase S-like. Gene Ontology annotation, molecular function: protein binding; protein tyrosine phosphatase activity. NCBI's taxonomy places the organism in Eukaryota, Metazoa, Chordata, Actinopteri, Perciformes, Bovichtidae. Gene Ontology annotation, biological process: protein dephosphorylation. The record is from RefSeq and is a predicted model, not a curated record.
AGAGAGAGAGAGAGAGAGAAGGGGGAGGAGAGGACAAGAGGGAAGGAGGAGGGCAUUAAGGAAGAAGGCAGGGAGUAUCAAUGACAUCAACCAGCAGUAUCUGAGGCCGCUCGACCGGCAAUGCUCUCCCGACACAAGGGCUGAGGAGCAGCCCGUGACCCGCUGCGUUCUCGAGAGGUCCGUCGACAGCCAGGACGGUGGGGGGAAAAACACCGGCGAUGAGUGCAUGCAUCCCCGACAAAGGCAGACCUUUCUGAGUGGAGCUCCGCUGCCACUGGAUUACAUUCAUCCUUGCUGUUUCCGAGGAAGCUUCCAGCUGCAAAUCCACCCACAUGAAUCUAGCAGACAGUAAAGAAGACAGAGCACUUCAUACCAAGAGUGCCUACCCUUGUUGAGUGAAGUCCUACCCGUAUCUCUGUCAUCUCCAAUCAACCCACGGUGGCACCAUGCCUCUGUCCAGGACAGGUAGCGCUCAGGCCCAGUCCAGGAGGCCUAUCCUGGGGCUUUGCCUUCGCCCCUCUCCCCUGUAUCUGCUGCUGCCUUUGAUUAUCCUGCUAACCGGCCCUUUGAGCAGCGUGUGUGGAGCACUAGCUCCCCCAAAGUUCACCAAUAUGCCCACGGACCAGAUCGGAGUGUCAGGGGGUGUGGCAUCAUUUGUUUGCCAGGCCACUGGCAAUCCCAAGCCUGUUGUCUACUGGAACAAGAAGGGCAAGAAGGUCAACUCCCAGCGUAUCGAGACCGUAGAGUUUGAUGAGGGUGCAGGUGCUGUGCUGAGGAUCCAACCUCUCAGAGCACCCCGAGAUGAGAACAUCUACGAGUGUGUUGCACGCAACAGUGAAGGAGAGGUGUCGGUCACUGCAAAGCUGGCUAUUAUUAGAGAGGACCUGUUGCCAUUUGGCUUCCCCAGUAUAGACAUGGGUCCCCAGCUGAAGGUGGUUGAGCGGACGAGGACAGCCACCAUGCUGUGCGCUGCCAGCGGCAUCCCCGACCCGGAGAUCUCCUGGUUCAAAGACUUCCUGCCCAUCGACCCCGUCAGCAGCCAGGGUCGCAUCAAACAGCUCCGAUCAGGAGCGUUGCAGAUCGAGAACAGCGAGGAAACGGACCAAGGGAAGUACGAGUGUGUGGCCACCAACUCUCAGGGCGUGCGCUACUCUUCCCCUGCCAACCUGUAUGUGCGAGAGCUUCGAGAAGUGCGCCGUGUGCCCCCUCGUUUCUCCAUCCUCCCCUCCAACCAUGAGAUCAUGCCAGGAGGGAGCGUCAACAUCACCUGCGUGGCCGUGGGUUCGCCCAUGCCCUACGUCAAGUGGAUGCUGGGAAGCGAGGACUUGACCCCAGAGGAUGAAAUGCCGAUUGGACGGAACGUGCUGGAGCUGAACGGCGUCCGCGAGUCUGCAAACUACACUUGUGUGGCCAUGAGCAGCCUGGGUAUCAUCGAGGCCACCGCUCAGGUCUUAGUAAAGACUUUACCAAAGCCUCCUGGCACACCCAUAGUCACAGAGACCACCGCCACCAGUGUGACCAUCACCUGGGACUCCGGCAACCCUGAUCCUGUCUCCUACUACAUCAUCCAGUACAGAGCCAAAGGGCCGGACAGCAAGUACGAGACGGUGGACAGCAUCACCACCACCCGCUACAGCAUCGGGGGGCUGUACCCCAACACUGAGUAUGAAAUCAGAGUGUCGGCCUUCAAUAGCAUCGGCCAGGGGCCCCCCUCUACCCGUGUGGAGGCCCGUACAGGAGAGCAGGCCCCGGCCAGCCCUCCCCGAAACGUCCAGGCCCACAUUAUAUCUCAGAACACGGUGAUGGUCCGCUGGGAGGAGCCGGAGGAACCCAAUGGACAGGUGAAAGGCUAUCGCGUGUACUACACCAUGGAUCCGUCCCGGCCGAUGAAUGAGUGGCAGAUCCAUAACGUCCAGGACAGCGUGAUCACCACCAUUCAGAACCUAGUGACCUCGGAGACGUACACCAUCCAGGUCCUCGCCUUCACAUCUGUAGGGGACGGACCCUUCUCAGACCCCGUCCAUGUUAAAGUUAUGCCUGGAGUCCCAGGCCAACCGGGGAAGUUUAAAGUCGGUAAGGUGGCAGACACCAACAUUGAGCUGACCUGGGAACCUGCUUACACAAAGGAGGGCAUUGUCAACUAUGAGCUGCUCUACAAACCUGUCAAGUUUGGCAGCUUGGAGAAGCUGAGCUUCGGGCCGAGGAACUCGUACACAGUGGAGGGUCUGAAAGCCAACACAGAGUACUCCUUCUCCCUGGCCGCCAUCUCAAACAAAGGCAUCGGAGCUUUCACCAACGAGCUGGUGCAGAGGACGUCACAAGCCAAUGUGCCGAGGAAUUUCUCAGUCAAUCUGGCCACUAAGACCAGUGUUCUUCUGACCUGGGAGUUUCCAGAGAGCAGCAACCCCUAUCGCUUUACUGUGGAGUAUAACCGACAGAAGAUGGAAGUGGACGCUCGUCUGAGAAAGGCAGUCAUCCCAAACCUCCAGCCUGACACCAGCUACGACUUUAAGAUCACUGCUCCAGAGGGCAACAUGGGAGGCCUUCGCCACCGGAUCUCUGCCAAGACCUCCCCGCCAAUCACCAUCCGCCGCCCUGAGAUUGACCACACCCGUGACACUGAGACCACAGUCACCAUAAUCCUGCCGUCGCUGGAGAAUCGCUCUCCUGUCAAGAAUGUGUAUGUUGUUGUGGUUCCGCUGAGGAGAGCCCGCGGCGUCAUCAGACACCUCAAGAGCCCAGAUGAAAUGGACCUAGAGGAGCUGUUAAAAGACAUCAGUCAAAAGCAAAGGGAUUCUCGGCAGCAGAAGCAGGUGGACCUGCGGCGGGCUUACAUCACAGCCCGUUUCACACCUGCCACCCUGCCGGCCUUCUUCACCCUGGGGGACCAGCUGGACUACGGAGGCUUUGAGAACCGAGCUCUAGAGCCGGGGCAGGAGUACGUCUUCUUCAUCCUGGCCGAGCUCAACUCCACAACCGGGAAAAUGUACGUGGCGAGCCCCUACACAGAUCCCGUGAUCGCCCCAGAUUCAGACCCCCAGCCCCUCGACGCUGGAGAUGGUCUGAUCUGGGUGGUUGGACCCGUCCUGGCUGUGGUCUUCAUCAUCUGCAUCGUCAUCGCUAUCCUCCUUUACAAAAACAAACCUGACAGCAAGCGCAAGGACUCUGAACCCGGAACAAAAAGCCUUUUGAGCAACGCAGAGAUGAUGGCCCAUCACCCAACAGACCCUGUGGAGAUGAGACGCAUUAACUUCCAGACUCCUGGAAUGAUGAGCCAUCCUACCAUCCCCAUCAGCGAGCUGGCUGAGCACAUAGAGGUGCUGAAAGCAAACGACAACCUGCGACUCUCCCAGGAGUACGAGUCCAUCGACCCGAGUCAGCAGUUCACCUGGGAGCAUUCAAACCUGGAGGUCAACAAGCCCAAAAACCGCUAUGCUAACGUCAUCGCGUACGACCACACCAGAGUCAUCCUGGCUCCCAUAGAAGGUAUCCAGGGGAGCGACUACAUUAACGCCAACUACAUUGAUGGCUACAGGAAGCAAAAUGCCUACAUCGCUACCCAGGGGCCGCUGGCGGAGACGUUCGGGGACUUUUGGAGGAAGGUGUGGGAGCAGAGGGCCGCCUCUGUGGUCAUGAUGACGCGCCUUGAGGAGAAGUCACGGAUAAAGUGUGACCAGUACUGGCCGAGUCGUGGCACAGAGACAUACGGGAUGAUCCAGGUCACCCUGCUGGACACGAUGGAGCUGGCCACCUUCUGUGUCCGCACCCUUUCCCUGCACAAGAGUGGCAGCAGUGAACGACGAGAGGUGCGUCAGUUCCAGUUUACAUCCUGGCCCGAUCACGGUGUGCCAGAGUAUCCCACCCCCUUCCUCAACUUCCUCCGCAGGGUCAAAGCCUGCAACCCUCCUGAUGCCGGACCUAUCAUCGCUCACUGCAGUGCUGGCGUUGGUCGAACCGGUUGUUUUAUUGUCAUCGAUGCCAUGCUGGAGCGCAUUCGACACGAGCGCACUGUGGACAUCUACGGUCACGUGACCCUGAUGCGCUCACAGAGGAACUACAUGGUGCAGACGGAGGACCAAUACAGUUUUAUCCACGAGGCCCUGCUGGAGGCUGUGGCCUGCGGGAACACUGAGGUGGCCGCCAGGAGUCUUUACUCUUACAUGCAGAAGCUGUCCAAGGUGGAGCCUGGAGAGCACAUCACCGGCAUGGAGCUGGAGUUCAAGCGGCUGGCUAACACCAAAGCCCACACGUCCCGGUUUGUGACAGCCAACCUGCCUUGCAACAAAUUCAAGAACAGACUGGUCAACAUCAUGCCCUAUGAAACCACCCGCGUCUGUCUCCAGCCAAUCAGAGGCCUGGAGGGCUCCGACUACAUCAACGCCAGUUACAUAGAUGGAUACAGGCAGCAGAGAGGCUACAUUGCCACUCAGGGGCCACUGGCUGAAACUACGGAGGAUUUCUGGAGGAUGCUGUGGGAACACAACUCCACUAUAGUGGUCAUGCUCACUAAACUGAGAGAAAUGGGACGGGAGAAGUGUCACCAGUACUGGCCUGCAGAGCGCUCAGCCAGAUACCAAUACUUUGUGGUGGACCCCAUGGCUGAGUACAACAUGCCUCAGUACAUCCUCCGAGAGUUCAAAGUUACGGAUGCCAGGGAUGGCCAAUCACGGACCGUGCGUCAGUUCCAGUUCACUGAUUGGCCAGAGCAAGGUGUGCCCAAAUCUGGGGAGGGCUUCAUCGAUUUCAUUGGCCAAGUGCACAAAACCAAGGAGCAGUUUGGCCAGGAUGGACCAAUCAGCGUUCACUGCAGUGCUGGCGUGGGGCGGACAGGUGUCUUCAUCACUCUGAGUAUUGUCCUGGAGAGGAUGCGUUACGAAGGGGCGGUGGACAUCUUCCAGACUGUCAAAAUGCUGCGCACACAGAGACCAGCCAUGGUGCAGACUGAGGAUGAGUACCAGUUCUGCUACCAGGCUGCUCUGGAGUACCUGGGUAGCUUUGACCACUAUGCAACGUAAGUGAAGAGACAACCACCCAUCCAUCUUUCUGCUUCGAGGUCCACAAACAAACCGACGAGUGAAACAAGAGAAAGACGGCCUGAAAUAACGUGAACAUUGAACCUUUUUCUGGGAGCAACACUCAAAGAUGAAUUCUACACCAACAAGGACAAAAAGCAACAACAAAAACAACAACAACAAAUCUGUGUCUAACAGCACCCACACUGUGUGGAGACUAUCUAUGUGUAAUCCAUAUACUUACCUCAGUGUUCCAGUGUGAAGGACGUAUAAUACAUGUGUGUUGUGGUCAGCUAUCUCCAAUAUGAACCAGUGAAAUACAAACGGCUUCUGAACAGGAAUUACAAUACUAUAUGUGUAUUAAAAAAAGAAAAAAGAGAAAAAGAAAAAAACACAAAGAGCCUGGAUAUUUGCUGCACCCUAUAUGGGCUUUUUAUCCUCAACUUUGUAUCUAUUGGUUUGGUGUACUAAGGGGUUACAAAGUGCAAAGGUGAACAUUUCUAUGUGUCUGUGAGUCUAUUUCAAAGGUGUCUACUGCUGCCACAGGUAGCUCUGGUUAUAGGUUAUAGUUUAAAGCAGAUGACGGUAGAGACUCAACACCCCGAGAACUGUUGGAGAAGCAUGUGGAUGCUCAUUUACCCGACGUACAGUGCCAAGAGAAACCAAUGCAUCGUGAACAUGAACUGUGGCCCUACAAGGAGAGAUGGCUCCCUCCUCCAGCGUAACAAAAAGUCAGACUAGAGACCGCUCUUACACACGCUGGCCAAGGAUCAGUUCACGCUCGCUCUCCAAUUGUGUCCUCGCUGAGUAACAGCCGACCUCAGAACAUUGAUUAGAGCCCGUCAUAUCCUCAACUUGGGCUGAGAUUUGUAGUCCAGUGCAUUCUUCGUCAAACAAAGCUUGCUUGCUAUUUGCUGUAGUCCUUGUUCAUCCUCCAGCUCAUCUCCUCUUGAAGUCAGCCCCAUUGUGUCAGCUCAGCAGCGGCUCAUUGAAAGAGAUGCUAAUGAAAGCUUCAAUCCCGUUAAAGCGGCUCACAUCCCAUUUCUGCUGACAUGAUUUUUGUGUGUUUUUACUGUACGUCUUUGCCUUACGCUGACUUCUUUCUUGUGUUUAAACAUGCUGCUUAAUGUUCAUGUAUUGUGUGCUAAACCUUUAUUGUCAUACAGUAUCUUAAAUCGAGGAUGAAAGUUGUUUCCUAAUCAUCUUAGUCCUCUGAAGCUUACCUACUUGAAUUGCACGACUUUGCAGUUAAAUCAGUCUGGUGUUUUACUAUUUAACGCUACUGACGGUGAAACAUAAUGAGAGAAAUCCAAAAGAACAUUCAGCGCGGUGGUGAAUUGCUCACUUUCAACAGUCCUCUCCCCUCACCCACCUCCAUAUAAACUCCAUUUAAAUUCUCUCUGUUCCUAAACCACACUGUACAGAACAUCCCAACUUAACCAAAUGAUGUUUUCCCUCUCCGUCUGCUCCAGUAGAACUGCACAAGUCCGUGAUAUCGAUAUAUAUCUUUUCUUGAUUUGACAUAUAAUCAUAAUUUGUGCCACGUGGUGAUUGAAGAGCACAGAGAUGUUCCGGUGAAUCAGACAUUUCGGUUUCACAGAUUUUGUACAUACAGUCUAUCAUUGGAGUCCUAUACAGUACAGUUACAUGCGUCUGAGCACAAGAUAUAACGUGGGAUUGGAUGUGAUGUAGUUCUUAUUGUCGCAAAAAAAAGCCUUAUUGUUAUUGUUCACUUUGUCAUAUUUAUUUCAUAUGAUUUUUUAAGAUAUUUAUUAUUCUAUUUUGUUACUUUUUAUGUUUGUUUUGAAUCUAUUUAUUUGGGAUUAUCUACCAACUAUAACCAAUAAGAUGUUGUUUACCUGUUUCUUUGGCGAGCCGAUGUUAAAGUAUGAUAUUGUCAUGUUUGUUUUUUUAUUUUUAAUGGUCAGUUUUGGUGCUUUUUUAUUUGCUUUAUUAUGAUAAAGUAUGCCCUCUGUGUAGGGUGCUAUUUGAUACUGAUUACUGAUGUCCAACUAGUUAGCUAGAGAUGUACAUUAGAGGCGACCUAGUUUUAAGUUUACAGUGAUGCCCUUUUGAUGCCCUCCCACACUCGACCUCCACAGCAACAGCAGUGGUGUGAUCGAUUACAGCAACAGAGGUAUGGUCCGCCCCACCGUGAUAGGUUUAAGGGCAUCAGAGAAAUUAGAUUUAUAGAGCAGAUUUGUUGGCGAAAACCUCGAACAAGCUGUUGGUAUUUAGUUUGCUGGAAAGCACAUGGUAGCAAGUGUAUUUUUGACAGAGAAUGGGUUAAGAAGCUACACGCACCCUCAAAAGUUAAUGUUUAUAUCUGAAAGGAUUCUGAUAUGAAAUUAAAUGUGGGGUCCAGAAGUCUUGACAGUGUGUGACAUAUAUAAAAUAUGUUAUUCCUUCAAUUUCUAAUGAUUAUUGUGUCAAGAGAAAUGUAAAUUCACACACAUGAAACAUUGUAUGACAUGUGUUGAGGGCCAGCUCUGAUGACGCCCCCCCCCCCACCCUCCCUCACUUAUGUACCUGUUCUUUCCUUUCAAACCAUGGAUGUAGAUAUUGUAUCUUGACUUUGUAUUAAAAGCAGGAUGAUUGGAUAUACAGCACAUAUGA